Molecule: messenger RNA, 4704 nt
Organism: Micropterus salmoides (largemouth bass)
Lineage: Eukaryota; Metazoa; Chordata; Actinopteri; Centrarchiformes; Centrarchidae
Product: pleckstrin homology domain-containing family A member 5-like
Cellular component (GO): cytosol
Molecular function (GO): phosphatidylinositol-5-phosphate binding; phosphatidylinositol-4-phosphate binding; phosphatidylinositol-3,5-bisphosphate binding
Source: RefSeq, a predicted model, not a curated record
CUCCUGCCCUCCUCUCAGCCAUCCGCCGUUGCCAAGGUUUCCGUGUACGCGCUGCCAGCGAGAGCGGAGCCGCGCGACUGUCAUACAGUAUUGCCAGACAUGGCGGCGGAUCUACAACCCGAGUGGGUUUCUUGUCUCCCUUCUUCCUGGAGUUAUGGGGUUACUCGGGAUGGACGCGUCUUCUUCAUUAACGAGGAAGCGAAGAGUACAACCUGGCUGCAUCCAGUAAGUGGCGAGGCGGUAAUAACCGGGCACAGAAAAACUCCAGACCUUCCCACUGGAUGGGAAGAAGGAUAUACUUUCGAGGGUGCACGUUGCUUUAUCAAUCACAAUGAGCGGAAGGUGACCUGCAAGCAUCCUGUCUCAAGCUUACCCUCACAAGACAACUGCAUCUUUGUCGUCAACGAACAGUCUGCCUCCAAAGUGCCAGCGAAUGAGAAGAAGGAACGGCCACUAAGCACCAUGAGUGAGGCAUCCAACUACACAGGCGUCUCGGACUAUGCCGUUAACCCCAGUAGCCCAGCAGGAAGACCCUCAAGACCUUCUAAAAAAAUUCAUAACUUUGGAAAGAGAUCCAACUCCAUCAGGAGGAAUCCCAGUGCCCCAGUAAUCAAGAGAAACUGGCUUUAUAAACAGGACAGUACAGGGAUGAAGCUGUGGAAAAAGAGGUGGUUUGUGCUGUCUGACCUGUGCCUCUUUUACUACAGAGAUGAAAAAGAGGAGGGCAUACUUGGCAGCAUCCUCCUACCAAGCUUUCAUAUAUCCAUGCUGUCUGUGGAAGAUCACAUUAACAGAAAAUAUGCCUUCAAGGCGACACAUCCCAACAUGCGGACAUACUAUUUUUGCACUGAUACAGCCAAAGAGAUGGAGUCUUGGAUGAAAGUAAUGACUGAUGCUGCACUUGUGCAUGCAGAGCCAGUCAAAAGGUUGGACAGGCUAAAAGUGGAGCAGUGUGGACCACAAGAGAUCAAUCAUGUGGCCAACCACAGGGCGGCACUCACACAGCCUGAAAUCAAGAAUAAUGAACGCAACCGUGAGGUGGACCGUGAGCGCACCGCAGCAGUCACUGUCACCACAGCAGAAGAAGAGAGGAAGCAGCGAGAUGCAGAGCGCUACGGCUUCCACAAGGAUGGGGCGGAGCGCGAGCGUCCACUCACCAAGAUCAACAGUAUCAAACUGCAGCCAGCCGAGGCAGCAGCCGUCAAGGCUAACAUCACCUCACCGCAGACUCCGACAGAAAUAGACAGGCCACACCACAGCCCCCAGGUCAACGGAUCUGGCGAGCAGUGUCCACCUAAUGGGACUGGAGCCCCUCCUCAGCAAAGUCCUAGUCAUGAGCCAGACCGCACCUUGAGUAGGACCACCUCUAUGCAGCAACUGGAGCAGUGGGUCCGCACACAAAGGGGACGCAACCAGGACGAUGACACCAGGAGCAUCACGUCAUACCAGACACUGCCUAGAAACAUGCCAAGCCAUCGGGUACCCUAUAUGCCUCCCUAUGGCGAUGGCUACUGCAGUAUGCCCAGGAAUAGCAUGGCACAGCGGGACAGCAUCUGCAGCAUGUCGCCAUCAUUGUACGACCAGGCCCUGGGUCCCCUACCGGCGGACAAGCGCCGCUCCAUGCGCGAUGACACCAUGUGGCAGUUAUUUGAGUGGCAGCAAAGGCAGGCCUACAGCAGGCCACCGGGGCUCUACAGCAAUAUGGCUAGUCCCAAAACCAUGAUCAACCUAUCAGAACAUGCAGCACCAAGCCACUCCAUCCCCCCCUCGCCCUCCCACGGCUCCCUGUCCAUGUAUGGUGGCUACUCUCCAAUGCGAUCCUACAACUUAAAUAAUGCUCGUUCAGAGGUAUCCUCUCCCAUCUACAGACGAGACCUGAGCAUUGACAGACGGCACAGGCCACAACUCAACAAGUAUGCCUACCCACCUGAUAGGAGGUCUAUGCCCGCAGGGAUCCCAGUUCAGACAAUCACUGCCCAGUCUCUUCAAGGCAAAACACCUGAGGAACUGACUCUGCUGCUGAUAAAGCUGCGGCGGCAGCAGGCAGAGCUAAACAGUAUCCGGGAGCACACUGUAGCACAGCUUAUGCAACUAAACAUGGAUGGCGACAACCCAAAGUUGAGUCCAGAAGACUACAGGGAACAUACCUAUACAUGUAUGCCAGAAGAGGUGGACAUUGAUACCAAACUUAGCAGGUUGUGUGAGCAGGACAAAGUGGUGAGGACACAGGAGGACAAACUUCAGCAGCUGUACAGAGAGAAGCACACUCUGGAGACAGCACUGCUGUCAGCCAGCCAGGAGAUAGAGAUGGGCUCUGAUAACCCUGCUGCCAUGCAGAGUGUCAUCCAGCAGAGUGACUUACUGCAGAGCGGCCUGCUCAGCACCUGUAGAGAGCUUUCCAGAGUCACAGCCGAGUUGGAGCGGUCGUGGAGGGAGUAUGACAGGUUGGAAGGAGAUGUGACUCUGGCUAAGAACAACUUGCUAGAGCAGCUUGAAGCACUGGGAAGCCCUCAGACGGAGCCUCCCAGCCAGCAGCACGUCCGCAUCCAGAAAGAACUUUGGAGGAUUCAAGAUGUGAUGGAGGCCCUCAAUAAACAUAAAGCUCAGAGAAAUGUUGUUGAUGGUAUGAACUUCUAUGGACCCAAGACCAACUUCAGCAAGCACAAAAAUGAGGAGGAGGACUCGGCACCCCCACGGCCACCUCUACCCCAGUCCUAUGAGCCCAACCCCCCCACCGUGCCCCCUAUGCCCUCUCAUGCUGGUGUGCGCCCUUUCACUCCAAGGCCGGAGGACAGGAAGGCCAGUCACAGGAAUGCCACACACAGCGGCCCAGACUACAGACUGUAUAAGAGUGAACCAGAGCUCACUACAGUGACUGAAGUAGAUGAGAGCAAUGGAGAGGACAGAUCUGAACACCCGUCUGAUAGAGAACAUACUGGAAACAAAGGGAUGUCCUACCCAGUUGGCAUUGUCCCUCCCAGGACCAAAUCUCCAGUGCCUGAGUCGUCCUCCAUAGCUUCAUAUGUUACCUUAAGGAAGAGCAAGAAGCCUGACCCCAGGAUGGAGCGUCCACGCAGCGCAAUGGAGCAGCAGCUGUGUGCUGUGGAGAGCAGCCGGCCCAGGAUGAGUGUGGAGGAGCAGCUGGAGAGGAUCCGCCGCCACCAGCAGGGUGCCCUCAAGGAGAAAAAGAAAGGCCACAGCAUCCGGGGUGGCAGCCAGGAGAACACUCCUUCUCGCAGUCACUCAUUUACUAAAGACAACCAUUUUCGCAGCAUGCAGUCCCAAAUGAGGCGCAGAGAUGAUGUGAUAAGCUGUGACAUUCAGGAGCUGGAGGCCUCGCUCAGGCAGCAGGAGGUGGUGAGGGACCAAGAGACGCCUGCUGAGGAGAUUGCCCGUCUCAAAGAAGCCUCGCAGGCUGACCACUUAAAUGUGGACCGAGAGCUUUCUGUGCCUGACAAAGUUCUGAUUCCUGAGCGUUAUGUGGAGACAGACCCAGAGGAACCUCUGAGCCCUGAGCAAGAGGCUGAGAAGCAGAGGAAAGUUGAUCGCAUUAAAACCCUCAUUGCUAAAAACAGCAUGCAGAAUGUGCUGCCUGGUAUGACUCUAAGCCCAGAGGAGGAGGUUGAAGAGGAGGUUACCGUACAGGAGAAAGAGAAGAUGAUUAAUAUCUCCUACGAACUGGCAGCAGAGGCCUCCAAACGCAGCAAGCUGGUUGCAGCACAGGCUCUGGCCUCAGUGAAAACCUAUACAUGAAGAAAACAGCUGUGGAGAUAUGAAGAUGCCCCUGAGGACAUCAGCACAAGGCCACGGCCUACAGAGAGUGAAACUGCCUACUCCGUACUAUGGGGUCUUCUCUCUGACAUCUGUAUGCCCACUGUGACGUCUUAAGCUCCUUUUACACCAACACUUUCUGUGUGACAUUUCUCUGUUAUUGCCACAUUAUCCUAAAACUGGCGAGACAGUUCAAUUUUCCGUUUUUACAAAGCUUUUAUGGUUAUUUAUAUGGUUUUAUUAGGUUCUUGUUUGAACAUGGGCGUCCAUUCAUGUUUCACAAGUCCAAAAAGGUUUUUAAGGUUUUCAGAAUUUCGGGUUGGCUUAAGUCUUUCAUAAUUCACCCAUUUUGUUUUAGCUAACCAUUCAUAUUUAUCAAUUUAUUGUAAAGAACAUUUGUCGAUGCAAACGGGAUGUAAAUCCCUCCAUUAUAAUAUAAAAAUGAAGGGGCCACUUCAUUGCUGCAAAGAUCAUUUGUAAUUGCUCCUGUUUCUGGUUUGUAAUUAUUUAAAAAUGGGAUCUUCUGCAGUCCCUGUCGCAUUGUUGCCGACAUAUGUGAAUGUUUUCGCUUAAGUUCCUCUAUAUACUGUCUUUUUUUUUUUUAUUGCUGAGAGAUAUAUUUAAACUGAGAGAAGGAAUAAAAAUCUGAGUUUGGUUCUAUUUUAUGACAUGUUGGUUUGAGGUCUUGGAACAAAAAAAAAAAAAAAAGAUUAGCACAUGUAAAAAGCAAUAAGAAUAAAAUGUUUGUGGAUCCAGGAUUAUUUUUUGUGCGUGUACAAAGUGUAAUUAUCAGAGGUUUACUGUGUAUAUAAUGUACAUGGUACAGCAGGAUGGGAGGAUGUAUCCAACAUGUGGUUACAUACUAAGUUGGAUUUGCAAAUAUUCAUAUUCCAUCUGUUUUAUAUCAUGUUAAAUAAAUGUUGCUGUUCUUAA